Messenger RNA from Phyllopteryx taeniolatus (common seadragon), 3325 nucleotides. It is a transcript of the gene slc16a6b, whose product is annotated as solute carrier family 16 member 6b. The transcript has 6 exons. Gene Ontology annotation, molecular function: monocarboxylic acid transmembrane transporter activity. The record is from RefSeq and is a predicted model, not a curated record. Lineage: Eukaryota; Metazoa; Chordata; Actinopteri; Syngnathiformes; Syngnathidae. Gene Ontology annotation, biological process: monocarboxylic acid transport; transmembrane transport. Bases 440 to 2107 code for a protein of 555 amino acids.
CUAUGAGACAGUCCGCGCUGCACGCCACCGCUCUCUUGAGCUCUGCGCAUUCAUGACGCCCGCGUUUAAAUACCGGCUUGAGCCGGUAAAGAGCUGCCAAAACAGGCAGGAGUACAGCGGCUGACUGGCGGACCGGACCGGACGAGGAGAUGCUCCCGCCGCCGCCGACGCAUUUUUUUGCAAAGGGAUAUUUUCGACUAAAUCGUUAAUGCCGGUUCAUGUCUUAAUUACUUGGAGCGGCAAGUAACUUUGUGGGGAAUGAGAUGUUUUUUGGGUAGACUCGAAUACGAUUCCACACUUCACCUGCCCGUCGAGUAGACGUUACUUUAAGCCACGAAGGAAUGAGGAAGAAAGAGAAGAUCAAAAAUCAGUGUUAGUUCCACCACCAGGCAACGAUUCCUCUACUCUACUGUUAUUCUCCGGUCACCUCGCUGCCGUCAUGAGGGGGUCCAAUUUCCAGGGUUUUCUGGGUCCAAAAGUCUAUCCAGAGGUGCCCGAAGGUGGCUGGGGCUGGGCUGUAGCUGUCUCCUUCUUCAUGGUGGAAAUCUGCACCUAUGGGACCCUCAAGAGCCUGGGAAUCUUUCUCCAGGAUUUGAUGGAGGAAUUUAAGGAGAGUAACAGUCGGGUGUCAUGGGUCAUCUCCAUCUGUGUCUUCAUCUUUACUUUCACUGCCCCCCUGUCCACCGUCUUGAGCAACCGUUUUGGUCAUCGCCCUGUUGUAGUGAUGGGGGGGUUCCUCAUCAGCUUGGGAACCAUCACCUCUGCCUUCACCAACUCCAUCAAUGAGAUGUACAUCACCAUUGGCAUAGUCUCAGGCCUCGGCUACUGCCUCUGCUUCCUCCCCACCGUCACAAUUCUUGCCCAGUACUUCUCCAAUCUGCGAGCCCUUGUCACCUCUGUUGCUUCUUCCGGAGAAUCCGUCGCCAUCUUUGCGUUUGCCCCAGCCUUCAUGAAGCUGAAGGAGCAUAUUGGAUGGCGGUACUGUUUCAUUGUCCUUGGGAUUUUUCAGUCUUCUAUUAUUGGUUUUGGCCUUCUUCUUUGUCCAAUCAUCAUCCAACCAGAGCUUGAAAAGGAUGACACUGAAGUGGUAGAGUCACUCUCUCUGAAACACCUGCAGGAUGUUUAUGAGCUCGAAAACGAACAGACCAGAAUCUCCAUCAGUUCUGGAGUUUCCCAGGGUUCCGAGGACUCAGGCGUCACUUCCCUUUGUGCCUCCAAUGUGGAUUUGGGGAACGCAGGGGCGGAAAUCAAGGCAGAGUGGGAGCUGCAGGACAAAGAGGACCAGGAACUAUCAUUGUCCAACCCCCUUUCCCCAUUCAAAGUGGAUGCUGAGUCAAAAGUGUCAGAUGUUCCUGAACCACCAAGAUCCAAACUGCUGGACUUCUCUGUCCUGAAAGAUGGUGCCUUCAUUUGCUACUCACUCUUCGGCUUGUUCGCCACUCUGGGCUUUUUUGCCCCUCAGCUCUACAUCAUUGAACUGAGUAAAAGCCACGGCGUGGAGCCUAGCAUGGCGUCCUAUAUGCUCUCUGUGAUGGCGGUGGCUGAGAUCUUUGGCCGUCUGUCCAUCGGGGUGUUGCUGAACAAAGUCGCUUGCAGAAAGACCCUGGUGUUGCUGUGGUGUGUUGUUUUUUUGUGCCUGGUGCUUGUGGCCUUCACCAUUGUGUGGGACUUCUGGGGCCUAGUAAUCUGCUGUGCUGUCUAUGGCUACUUCCUGGGCACGGUGGGCUCCACACACAUCCCCAUGCUGGCUGAAGAGGAUGUGGUCGGCAUCCACAAAAUGGGGUCAUCUGUGGGAGUAUAUGUCUUCAUUCAGAGCUUUGCUGGACUUGCCGGACCACCUUUAGGAGGUGUGUUGGUGGAUAUCACAGAUAAUUACGGUGCUGCCUUCUACUCUUGUGCUGUUGGAAUGGGGCUCAGUGCCAUCUGCCUUGCUCUGGUUGCACCAGUCAAGUCUGGCAUGUGCCAAAUACAAAAAGGUGAGCUUGUGCAGGAGGAGGAGAAAACUUCCCAGGACAACGACCAGCCUGACUUUUUGGAGGUGGACUUGGGAAUGGAGGACAGUCCCAUCAAAAAAUCUAUGGAUGAAGACAACAUUUGUGUAGUAUGAGCCCAGGGGAGGCUCAACGUAUCAAUAGUUAUCAAAAUACAAGUCCAACACACAGCAAGAGGCCACAGAAUUUCCAUCACCUAUCUACAACUGCUGCUCGUUUACAAUCUCAGGUGUCAUUCACUCACUCUGACAAACUUGAAGCUCACUCCUAAAGGAGACCAAAGACCACCAUGCUGAGCACAUGGUUUCAAACCUUAGUAGAUAGACUGUGCUCUGAUGCAUCUCCAUGUCAGCUGGUUAAAGAUUUUCACAAGCCUCUGUAACUUCCACCAGAACAAUUCAGUUUUAUGUACAUAGCGCCAAAUCUCAACAGAAGUUGUCUCAGGGCACUUUACACGUGGAGCAGGUCUAGUACCACACUCCUCCAACUCGACUCUACACGAGCAAACACUAUAGACGGUGAAGGCUUCAAGCACAACAAGACUUAAGUUGUGCAGUGCACGAUCCCUGCUCAUGCUAAUGCAUGCACCCUGUGAGCAUGUCUGUCAUCAUUAAGACUCAGAUGUUUGUGCAGAAAAGCCUGAUGAAAGAAACAGCACCUAAAGUCUUGUAUUAUUUUAGUUACCUGAGUGCAUAUGAAGCAAUGAAAAUACAAAAUGUUAUCGAUACACACAACCUGUCUGACUUCUCUUUAUUAAAUAUAUUACAUUUCUUUAAGUCACAGCAAUAUUGCAUCACUUAAUCGUUAAGUAAAUCAGGGAGCUCCCACUCAUCUUUGAACUUGUGUUAGGUGAUCUGAAUGCAGUGUUUUUUUCCCCUCAAAGAUUUCGCCUUAAAAACUUCACCACCUUAAUUCUUGUUGCUUUUGCUAAUGGCAUUGAUUUUAUCUGUACAAUCUUGUUAUUUUGAUCCUAUUUAUUUCUCGUAGAAUUACCUUGUUACACAACAGCAUACCCAUUGGAAAGAAGUGUACACCAAAAUGCAAUGGUACACAUUACAUGAGAUGGGUAUGCAUGUUCUAUUAUGCAAACGUGUGAAGGAAGGCUCUGCCAGGACAAAGAAGAUGCCCUCCUGAAGAGAUCUUCACACACUCACUUGAAGUUUAGUUCACAAACCCUCUCAUAGUUGCUGUUUAACUUUUAUAUAUAAUGUUUUAAUGACCAUUCAUUUUUAGUGCCAGUUUUAUUUCUUUAACAAAAGACUUGGCAGCCAGCUACCUGUUAUGCAUUGAUUUUAUUGUAUUUUUUUAAAUAAAACAAGGUGCAAAUUGAGAAA